Messenger RNA from Aegilops tauschii subsp. strangulata, 2084 nucleotides. RefSeq names its product cytochrome P450 716B1. Gene Ontology annotation, biological process: sterol metabolic process. Gene Ontology annotation, molecular function: monooxygenase activity; iron ion binding; heme binding. Lineage: Eukaryota; Viridiplantae; Streptophyta; Magnoliopsida; Poales; Poaceae. The record is from RefSeq and is a predicted model, not a curated record.
AUGUCCGGGGAGACUGGAACUCCCUCUUAUGAAGAUGAAGGGGAAGAAGAAGCUGAUAUCACUUCUCCCCAUGGGAAGAAAAGGACUGCCUCUGAAGAUCUGGAGGUGGAGGAUCCCAAGAGAGGGGAGGUGUCCCUAUCAGCCGGUUCGGAAGAUGAUGCUGCACAGUUCCUCCGUAAGGACAGGCCCUUAGCCGAAUCUCCUCCUCAACAGUCCUCCUCCUUGGGUGACCUGCUUCCGGAGAUGAUGGAAAGCAAGAUGCCUCCACAUGUUUCCUCGCCCCUUAAGGCAGACGACUUCGAGGUGUCAUCCUGGAGGGUCGCCCCCGAUCACCAAAUGGCGCGGGGGGCAAUGAAGACAGCGCCCAAAGGUGAUACUUCGGUUGCCAAUGGUCCGGGAUUACACCACCCCUACCCAGGCUAUUUGACAUGCCAGGGGUCGAAGGCUGGGGAAAAAGGCACCUUACAGUCGUCGCACUCGUUGUUGCCGCCUCGUCCAUUGCCAUCCACCUCCUCAUCAGGGCCAAGAAACACAUGGCCGGACAACCUGCCCCCGGGCUCCCUGGGCCUGCCGGUGAUCGGCCAGAGCUUCGGCCUCCUUCAGGCCAUGCGUGGAGGCGACGGCGGCAGCCGGUGGGUACAAGACCGGAUCGAUAGGUACGGGCCCGUGUCGAAGCUGUCGCUGUUCGGCACGCCGACGGUGCUCCUGGCCGGACCAGCGGCGAACAAGUUCCUGUUCUUCAGCAGCGCGCUUUCGACACGGCAGCCACGGUCCGUGCAGCGGAUACUCGGCGAGAACAGCAUCCUGGACCUCCACGGCGCCGACCACCGGCGCGUCCGCGGCGCUCUGCUCGAGUUCCUCAGGCCGGACAUGCUCAAGAUGUACGUGGGCAGGAUCGACGCCGAGGUGCGGCGCCAUGUCGAGGAGAACUGGGCCGGCCGCGGGACGGUGACGGUGCUGCCGCUGAUGAAGCGGCUGACGUUCGACAUCAUCUCCGCGCUGCUCUUCGGCCUGCAGAGGGGCGCUGUGCGGGACGCGCUGGCCGGCGACUUCGCGCACAUGAUGAAGGGCAUGUGGGCUAUCCCGGCGAACCUGCCGUUCACGGCGUUCAGCCGGAGCCUCAAGGCCAGCGGCAGAGCCCGUCGGGUGCUGGCGGGGAUCACGCGGGAGAAGAAGGCCGGCCGGCGCCAGCCGGAGCACGGCAAGGCGCCCCGGAGCAACGACCUCAUAACCUGCCUGCUCGGCCUGACGGACAGCCAUGGCGAGCGGCUGCUGAGCGACGAGGAGAUCGUGGACAACGCCAUGGUCGCCCUCAUCGCCGGCCACGACACGUCGUCCAUCCUCAUGACGUUCAUGGUCCGCCACCUCGCCAACGAUGAUGCCACGCUCGCUGCCAUGGUCCAAGAGCAUGAAGAGAUCGCCAUGAACAAAGCCGAGGGAGAGGCUCUCACCUGGGAAGAUCUGACGAAGAUGAAGUUCACAUGGCGAGUCGCGCAGGAGAUCCUUCGCAUCGUCCCUCCGAUCUUCGGCAACUUCAGAAGAGCGCUGGAGGACGUCGAGUUCGACGGCUACCUAAUCCCAAAAGGAUGGCAGGUGUUCUGGACGGCGAACGUGACGCACAUGGACGCGAGCAUCUUCCACGAGCCGGCCAAGUUCGACCCGUCCCGGUUCGAGAACCAGGCCGCGUCGGCGGCGGCGCCGUGCUCCUUCGUCGCCUUCGGGGGCGGCCCGAGGAUAUGCCCCGGCAUAGAGUUCUCUCGGAUCGAGACGCUGGUGACGAUGCACCACCUUGUGAGGCACUUCAGAUGGAAGCUAUGCUGCAAGGAGAACACCUUCGUGAGGGACCCCAUGCCGUCGCCGCUGCGUGGCCUACCCAUCCAAAUCGAGCAGAGGACCUCCGCUCCACCGUGACGAGGCUUCACCGCAAUCUCGGUAUCAUCGUCGGUCGGAUUGCACUAGAAAAUGUAGCUGCUCGGUGAUGGGUAAUAAAUCAACAUCUUUUCACUAUCAUGACUUUUCUUGUCUGCCACAUAUAUUUAAUUCAAGAUAAGUACUCGAAUUUGGUGUUUUAUGGGCAGCUCCAA